AUGAAUACCUUCAAAUCAAAUCUCUUAAAAAUAACCCCAGAAAAACUCUCCCAAAUCAAAAAUUUAACCCUCACUCAUCAAAAGCAAGCGAAAAAAGUUAAAUACAAACCAUAUUCCCCAUUCCAAGGAAAAUAUAGUCCUGUAGAAUGGGUUAUUGUACGUCUUGAUGAUUUAGUAAAUUGGGGUCGAAAAAGUUCUCUUUGGCCAUGUACUUUUGGUUUGGCUUGUUGUGCUGUUGAAAUGAUGCAUAUCGCAGCUCCUCGAUACGAUAUGGAUCGUUUUGGUGUGGUUUUUAGGGCUUCCCCGCGUCAAACGGAAGUGAUAAUCGUCGCUGGAACGGUUACGAAUAAAAUGGCACCUGCUGUACGGAAAGUUUACGAUCAAAUGCCUGACCCAAAAUGGGUAAUUUCAAUGGGAAGUUGUUCUAAUCAUGGGGGAUAUUAUCAUUAUUCUUAUGCGGUUCUUAGAGGAGUUGAUAGGAUAAUUCCGGUUGAUUUUUACGUCCCUGGGUGUCCUCCAACUCCCGAAGCUUUGAUGUACACCAUUUUGUUGCUACAAAAAAAAGUUAAAAGGAUGAGAUUUAUACAAUUGUGGUAUAGAAAAUAA
Messenger RNA from Onthophagus taurus, 606 nucleotides. Its product is annotated as NADH-quinone oxidoreductase subunit B 2-like. Gene Ontology annotation, molecular function: quinone binding; NADH dehydrogenase (ubiquinone) activity; 4 iron, 4 sulfur cluster binding. Lineage: Eukaryota; Metazoa; Arthropoda; Insecta; Coleoptera; Scarabaeidae. Gene Ontology annotation, cellular component: respiratory chain complex I. The record is from RefSeq and is a predicted model, not a curated record. Gene Ontology annotation, biological process: electron transport coupled proton transport; mitochondrial respiratory chain complex I assembly; aerobic respiration.